UCCGCGCCCCCCCCUUCACUGGCCUCUGAUGUAAACAGGAAGAGUCUUAGACACGUUAGUGUUGAGAUUUUCAGAUGAUUAGCGCGCUAGCUAAUGGAGUUUGUUGCUAGAAUUAAACACAAGGGGCCUUAACAUCCCAUAAAAUCACCUACACAUGCGAGCAAGAUGGACGACAUCAAUUUACACUACAGGAUCCUGAACUGGAGGCGACGGAUCCGAGAAAUAAGGGAAGUGCGUGCGGUACGCUAUCAGGAGCGCUACAAGCGCAUGCUGAAGGACGGAGACACUUUGAGUUACCAAGGGAACUCUGAUGAAGUUGGCUGCUAUGUGGCUCCGCGACCUUUAUCAAAAGGAAACUGUUACUUUGAGGUGACCAUAAUGGACACUGGUGUCAGAGGGACGAUCGCCGUGGGUCUGGUCCCUCAGUUUUAUAAGCUGGAUCAUCAGCCCGGCUGGUUGCCUCACUCCAUCGCGUACCAUGCUGACGAUGGGAAACUGUAUAAUGGCAACCCUGUCGGCCAGCAGUUCGGCCCCAAGUGCAACCGUGGCGAUCGGAUAGGCUGCGGGAUCCACGCAGACACUUUCGACGCCGGACUCACCACUGUGUUUUUCACCAAGAACGGCAAAGAGGUGGGCUCAGUGGUGGUACCGGUGGCCCCUGGCGGCCUUUUUCCUGCCAUCGGCAUGCACUCUCUGGGGGAAGAGGUGCGUUUGAACCUGCAGGCCGAAUGGGGCACGGACGAGGAGGACAGCAUCAUGAUGGUGGACAGCCACGAGGACGAAUGGGGACGACUCUAUGACGUCCGAGUCUGCGGAACGCUGCUGGAGUAUGUAGGAAAGGGAAAGAGCAUCAUGGACGUGGGACUCGCUCAGGCUCGCCAGCCGCUCUGCACACGGAGCCACUACUUUGAGGUAGAGAUUGUGGACCCUGGAGAGAAAUGCUACAUUGCACUGGGCCUCGCUCGAAGAGACUACCCUAAGAACAGACAUCCAGGCUGGAGCCGAGGCUCAGUAGCGUAUCACGCAGAUGAUGGGAAGAUCUUCCACGGCAGCGGGGUUGGAGAUCCGUUCGGCCCACGUUGCUUUGAGGGGGACAUCAUGGGCUGUGGGAUCAUGUUCCCUCGUGACUAUGAAGACGAGGUCGAUGAAGGAGAGGAUCUAGCCGAGAAUCCUAAACAAAACCGUGUUCAAAACGUACUGUACCAAAACGACGAGGAUGAGGAGGAGGAAGGAGACGACGCCGAGCAAGAGCAGGAAGGCAGAAAGGUUAUGGUGUUCUUCACCCGCAACGGGAAAAUCAUCGGGAGGAGGGAAGUGGUGGUGCCGGCAGGAGGAUUCUACCCCACCGUUGGCAUGCUGAGCAGCGGAGAGAAGGUGAAAGUGGAUCUCCACCCUCUCAGCGGCUGACGGACGGAGACGGAGGCAGAAUCGCCAGAAUCGACAGUUCAGCUGUUCAACUGUGAGCCUGUAGCAUCAUAAACGGUUUAAAAGGGAAUCAGGGAACAUUAUGGCUGCAAACUGAUUUUCUUUUUCUUAUUCAUGGGUAUGUACACUGUGGACAGUGGGUGGAAGUAGGUAGUUUAUUUUUUUCAAUUGCCAUGGAACCAAAAACAGCAAUGCAUGAUUUUCACUCACGCUGGAAUAUCGAUGCAUAUCUUACUAUAUCUUUAGGUCGUUCUGUCCUUGAGGGGCCGAGCUGUAUUCGGGAUUCUCUUUCGUCGAUGGUUCUGUGCGUAACCAUUUUGAGCAGCUGUAUUCAGAGUUGAGCAGAGUGUGAGAAUGCGUGUGUGUGUGUGUGUGUGUGUGUGUGUGUGUGGGGAAAGCAUUGAAUACUGAAACUGCGUACACUCGUAUAGUGAUAUGGACUUAAGGGCUACUCAGACGGUUACAAUGUUCUGUAUUAGCUAGCAGCUAUCCACACUUUGUACUCAAGGGCUUUUCUCUCAGCUGUAAAUCCAGCUACGUUGUAUGGCAAAUUUUUGUCAAUAAUUUCAUAUUGGCAAUAUUAUAUAGAUACUUCGGAAUGAUGCAUAUAAAAAAAACAACGACUACGGAAUGUCGUUUGAGGCUAAUAAUCGGUGUCUGAAUAUGACCUCGUAAAAUGAGACUUGUAUAAUUACAGAUCUGUUCCCAAAUACUUACAUUUUAUUGAAAUCUCAAAUCAGGGGUGGACAAUUUAAGGCAGGGAUCCUCAAAUCUGGCCCACGAGAUCCACUUUCUUGCAGAGUUUAACCUUAACCGAACACACCUGAGCAUGCUAAUCAGUGUCUUCAGGAUCAUUAGAAAAUCACAGGUAGAGGAGUUUGAUCAGGGUUGGAGCUAAACUCCACGGUGGGUUGUUCCUCCAGGGAAAGAUUUCAGGAACCCUGAUUUAAAGCACGUCUUAGUAGAAUUUCUAAAAGUGCUGCCCAGUAACUAUUUGAAUAGAUGAGGCUAAAAAGUGGCAAGCUAGUCAGCUAGGGAAGUGCAUUAACACAGAGACUAAUGAGUAUAAAAUUCCCAGCAGAGAGAAUGAUGUCACAUUGGUGACCUUGACAAAAAAGGUCAAAGGUUAUCUGCUAUCUUUCAUAAUGUUUACCCAUGAGGCGACUCCGCAGUAAUCCUCAAGUCAAUCGAAUCUCUUAAGGUAGAAAAGUCCUUUUCAUCAUACAUUACAGCAUAGAGAAAUUCUUUCUUCACAUAUCCCAUCCUUGGAGGUUGGGGUCAGAGCACAGGGUCAGCCAUGAUACAGCACCCCUAGAAUAGGGAGGGUUAAGGGCCUUGCCCAACAGUGGCAGCUUGGCAGUGUUGGGGCUCGAACCCCUGAUCUUCCGGUCAACGACCCAGAGCCUUAACCACUUGAGCCACCACCAUCCCGUGUUUGUCGCUUGUAGGCCUGCGCUGUUUAUUUUUUUGCUGUAAUGAGAAACGUUAGUAGCUGUAUAUGGCUUCUAAUCCUCACUAGUUAAACACAAACUAAUGAUUCACUAAUCAGAGCGAUUUACAUACUUGCUUUAAUAUAUGAGCCUCAUGGCAGAUUAGUGAAGCUACCUGUAGGAGCUACAUACACUCACCAGAGGCACCAGUGAUCACUGACAUCAUUUCAAGCUUCAUUUCCCUCUGUAACUUCUCUAUACUUAACCGAGACACGAGAAUACAUGGA
This is a messenger RNA of Hemibagrus wyckioides, 3142 nucleotides long. It is a transcript of the gene spryd3, whose product is annotated as SPRY domain containing 3. Lineage: Eukaryota; Metazoa; Chordata; Actinopteri; Siluriformes; Bagridae. Bases 166 to 1407 code for a protein of 413 amino acids. The record is from RefSeq and is a predicted model, not a curated record. Gene Ontology annotation, molecular function: protein binding. The transcript has 11 exons.